Messenger RNA from Leopardus geoffroyi (Geoffroy's cat), 1142 nucleotides. It is a transcript of the gene BCL2L12, whose product is annotated as BCL2 like 12. The transcript is spliced from 6 exons. Gene Ontology annotation, biological process: regulation of apoptotic process. The record is from RefSeq and is a predicted model, not a curated record. NCBI's taxonomy places the organism in Eukaryota, Metazoa, Chordata, Mammalia, Carnivora, Felidae. The coding region runs from base 121 to 1005 and encodes 294 amino acids.
GGCGACAGAGCCGGCACCAACCCGACCCACUGCGCAGGCGCGGGAAAGUUGAACUUCUAAAAGUUUACGCAAGUCCACUGAAGGAGGAGGGGGAGGCGGCUCCCGGCACCAGGUGCCCCCAUGGCAGGCUCGGAAGAGCUGGGGCUCCGGGAGGACACGCUGAGAGUCCUAGCGGCCUUCUUUAGGCGAGGUGAGGCCGCCGGGUCCCCCAUUCCAACCCCACCCAGGAGUCCUGCCCAGGAGGAGCCAACAGAUUUCCUGAGCCGUCUUCGAAGAUGUCUUCCCUGCCCCCUGGGGCGAGGAGCAGUUCCCCCUGAGUCCCCUCGGCCUUGCUCCCUGCCCCUCCGCCCAUGCUAUGUUUCAGAGCCUGGCCCAGCUACUCCGGAUUUCUAUGCUCUGGUGGCCCAGCGGCUAGAACAGCUGGUCCAAGAGCAACUGAGAUCCCCACCUAGCCCAGGUGAGGUACACAGGGGCCCUGGAGAAGGAGGAGGGUGGAAGGGUUGGCAGAGUUCUGCUCCCAGCCGAAUUCUCUUCUGUCCCCCCAGAGUUACAGGGUCCCCCACCCACAGAGAAGGAAGCCCUGCUGCGGAAGCUGGUGGCCCUGCUGGAGGAAGAGGCAGACGUCAUCAACCAGAAGCUGGCCUUGGACCCCGCCCUGCGCGGAAAGCUGGCCCGCCUCUCCGCGGGCUCCUUCGCCCGCCUAGUGGAGCUGUUCUCCUGCCGGGAGAGCAGCCCUCUGCCCGGUCGCGCACGCCCCUCCUUGCCCUGCCCUGGGCCCCCUCCGCCUUCCCCGGAGCCCCUGGCCCGCCUGGCCCUGGCCAUGGAGCUGAGCCGCCGCGUGGCCGGGCUGGGGGGCACCCUGGCCGGACUCAGCGUGGAGCACGUGCACAGCUUCGCGCCCUGGAUCCAGGCCCACGGGGGCUGGGAGGGCAUCCUGGCCAUCUCACCCGUGGACUUGAACUUACCCCUGGACUGAGAUCUUCCUCAGAAGCUGCUACAGAUUAGACCUCAUGUCUCUAUGCUCUUCCUGUGCUUUGCCAAACCUUCCUGUUCCACUCAGGGUUGUGGGGUGGGUUGCCCUGCCUGUUUCUGCCAAAAAGAAAUUGUUUUAAAUUUUUUCACAUUAAAGACUUUUUCAAGUA